This is a messenger RNA of Sphaeramia orbicularis (orbiculate cardinalfish), 1782 nucleotides long. It is a transcript of the gene fitm1l, whose product is annotated as fat storage inducing transmembrane protein 1, like. Gene Ontology annotation, biological process: lipid storage; lipid droplet organization; phospholipid biosynthetic process. Lineage: Eukaryota; Metazoa; Chordata; Actinopteri; Kurtiformes; Apogonidae. The record is from RefSeq and is a predicted model, not a curated record. The coding region runs from base 767 to 1645 and encodes 292 amino acids. Gene Ontology annotation, cellular component: endoplasmic reticulum membrane. Gene Ontology annotation, molecular function: coenzyme A diphosphatase activity. The transcript has 2 exons.
CUGGAGUCGGUCAGGAUCACACAGCGGCAGGCAAUGCUGGAUGGAGUAUGGACUUAUACAGAAGCAACACAGAGACAGUGGACGACAACUGAAACCUGCUGCAUAACGUCACAGGGCAAGAAAGUCAAUGCACUUUUUUUUUUUUUUUUUUUUUUUUUUACAGCUGAAUAAACUCUACAAACAAUCAGCUGUGGUGCAGUUUGGAGCAUGGAACACCUGUGGAAAACAAGUGGACUGGACUGAAGCGCCUUGAACACUGCACUGACUCAGGACUGAAGGAAGACUUUCCCAGAUGGAUUUCACAGUGUGCACACAUUUGCAGUCUGUGGAAUGUUAGACACCAGCUGUCACCUCAUUCAUGUUAAACACUACACACUCUUACUUCUUCUCUGUACCAGCAACUAACUGAAUUACAGCAGCGGACUUCCAACUAUUUUUACUAUUCAAGCUUUGGAUUUCUGCAGGAUCUGAACACGUCUUCCAUCAGUGGAUCUGACAUGAUUUAGUUCAUGUAGAGUCCAACAUUCCUCUGGUCAGUAUAUGUGUUUACAUUGUAUAAGAUGCAGAAUUUUUCCUGUUUGCAUUAGAGGUAAUCCUUGGUGUGUCAAGAGCAUUCUGCUGAGGAUUACAGCCUUAUGACAUAAACCCUGCAUGCUUUUAGCAGGUGAAGUGGAAAAUCUACACAAACACACUGCUGCAUCUAACGCUUGCAGCAGCUGAUCUUCAACAAGUUGAGAUCCAGUUAAAGGAGCGGUUCUGGGUCCAGAUGUUCCUCAACACAAUUCUCGUGGUCCUGUCGGACCUAGCGGCCCAUUUCCUUGGUAACACCUUGGUCCGGCAGCACUUCCAUCUGUGGCUGUCAGGGGUGGUUGUGUUUGGUCCUGUACUGAGUCUCUGGGUCUCCCCUCACAGCAUCUUUGCAAAGAGAACACACUUUCUCUACAGGGUGUUCUUGCGCUCUGGCUGGGGCUGGACUUGCAUCUUCGUUGGCUCCUUCGUCUUCCUCCUCUCCUUCUCCAUCCGUCGCUCCAUCUCUCUGUCCAUCCGUCACCUCACCCGCCUCGUGUUGGCAGGAGGACUGUGGCUCGGUUUCUGCAAACUCCUGGACCUGCUGGAGAACGCCACCGGAAGCUGCUAUGAGCCUUUGGUCUCUGGUCCAGACGUCACCAACGGGCCCCUCCUGGUGUUGAGAGAGGGAGAGAGUAAGGCAGAGUGUCUAAGGGCUGGGAUGCUGUGGAGGGGGUAUGAAGUUUCAGAGGACGUCUUCCUCCUCUGUCUCUGCUGCAUGCUCUUAGUGGAGGAAACAGCUGUGUUUGGCCCAUAUUUAACCCUUGGCGGGGUCUCAGAUGCUCCUCUGAGGAUCCUCUUCAUGUUCUGCGUUCUCCUGCUCGGACUCUGGAUCUUCCUGCUGCUCUGUCUCUUGGCUUACUUCCCCCAGUUCCCCACCCAGCUGAUAGGAGGAGCACUGGGGUGUCUGAGCUGGAGAGUCCUGUACCAGGGCUGGUACCGUCUGGGGCCCAGCUGGUACUGCCCCGGGAGACCAGGACUGGGACUACUCAACACCAAGACCUGCUCCAGCCCUGAACCAGAGAACAAACAAGUGAACCAAGACCACUGUAAUGAAGUCAAAGACAAAGACCAUUAAACUGGUUGUAUCACUGUGAGCUCAGGGUGGAUGUUUGCAGAUUUGUGUCCACUUCAGUUUGUUCUGAUCGGAUCAUUAACCUGACAUUAAAACAUUAACAGUCUCAUAAUGUCUUAACGCUUUAUCACAGUGCUUCU